ACGGUUUAAAUUCAUCACUAAGUAGAGAGAGGUUGACUGCUAUGAUAAAGGUAGAUAGGGUCAUCGAAAGGGGACUUUAAGGCCUCAUUAGUGGGUAAAAUGGCGGCCGUGGUUGACAGAGAUGGGUUCCGUGUUCGCAAAGCAAGCAUGUGUGAUGCAGACGACAUCUGGGGAAUUGUCAGAGAGGAAGGAUGGAGACCUUACAGUCUGCAGCUGAUCAAGGCGUAUAUUGAAAUCGCCAAAGAUGGGUGGUGGGUUGCUGAAAUUGACGGCGAAAUUAUUGGUUGUGUCAUGUUGUAUAGUUUCAACGAAACAAGUACUUUCCUUGGUAUUUUGAUAGUGAAAUCAAAACACAGAGGCAAGGGGAUUGCUAGAGCAUUAAACGCAGAAGCAGACAGAUUGGCCGCCGGAAGAACGAUCAGUCUUAUCGGAAGUGAAGCGGUGAUCCCAAUGUAUCUAAAAUGGGGCUAUAAAAAAUCUUUGCGUGGUGGUGUUGGCAAAUACAUGGUCACUAUCAAAAGAAUUCCCCUCGCUGAAGCCGCAGAGUCCAAAUAUGAAAUUAAAGAUUAUUCGGAGGUUGAUUGGAAAGCCAUAUUGGACUACGACACCUCUUUCCAUGCCAUUCCAAGAGAACAUGUUCUCAAAACUUGGUUUGGAAUUGAAGAUGCCCAGACCAAAGUUUUGCUGCAAGAUGGAGAAAUUGCCGGUUACGGCACCAUAAUGCCUGCGAAUGAUGGGUUCGCUGUCAGUCCUCUGUAUGGAGAGACUGCUGAAGCCUGUUUGGUCCUCUUAAAAAGACUCGUUGCCCCUCUACCGCCUACGUCGCCCGCGUAUCUCACAAUCCCGGACUCUAGCCAAGCUGGUCAAAUACUACUUGAGGCCAACGCUGACACGACCAAGCAAACAAUGUAUGGGCAUGCGUUGGAGACCGGAGAUUCUCCACCUCUUCCUAAGUGGUCCAAUGCAAUGUCUUUAAUAUCUGUGUCCUUUUGCUUUUUGUAACA
Lingula anatina is the source of this 1004-nucleotide messenger RNA. RefSeq lists its product as uncharacterized. Lineage: Eukaryota; Metazoa; Brachiopoda; Lingulata; Lingulida; Lingulidae. Gene Ontology annotation, molecular function: acyltransferase activity, transferring groups other than amino-acyl groups. The record is from RefSeq and is a predicted model, not a curated record.